UAUGAAAACAACACUAAAAGUGUAAACAAAUCAAAAACAAUGCGAUUAUUAUUGUUAUCAUUGAAUCAAUUGAUUACUUAAACACCCAUUGAAUCACACAAUCAAUACAACAAUUGCCACAAACAUCACGUAAUUGUCACCAAUCAGAUCCAGUCAAAGACACACUAUUGUAAACAAUGGCCUUCCGGUGUCUGAACGCCAAACACAUACGUAAAGCGCUUCUUCAGCCGUCAUUUGUUGGCCGACAAUACUUCAAACACGUGGAGGACAACCACUUCUUGCCGGCGAUCGCCGAUUGGCUGCAGAGGUUUCGACUCCAGUUGGCCGACAAUCCGGUGCCGAAAGGCUUCGAGAAGUACUUCCCGAACAGCGGCCGCAAGACUGGGGCCGAGAAAAAGGCCGAUUCAAGCGGCGAGAAGUCGGAGACCACUGCCGGUGAUAAGAAAGAGUCGCCGCCACCCAAACAGAGACCGUCGACGGGUCAGUCCGGUUGGCCGUCGAGCGGCGGAUCCGCGAAGAGUAAGGACUGGAAGUUUGAGUUCAAUUUCCCGGGAAAAGGCGGUCCCGGAGAGGAUGGGAACCGAUGGACAAACAUAGCGCUCGUCACCACUUUGGGUGUAUUAGGUCUGUUGGCGUACAACGAGAUGCGCUACAAAGAGAUCACGUGGAAAGAGUUCAUCAACAACUACCUGAGCCGCGGAGUUGUGGACAAACUGGAAGUGGUGAACAAGAAGUGGGUCCGCAUUCGGUUCGUGUCGGGCACCGGCGGUCGGGGCGGAGACGUCGGCAACAUCUUGUGGUUCAACAUCGGUUCGGUGGACACGUUUGAGCGCAACCUCGAGAACAUUCAGCUAGAGAUGAACGUCGAGCCCACGAACUUUGUGCCCGUCGUCUACAAGACCGAAAUGGACGGGUAG
Messenger RNA from Medioppia subpectinata, 917 nucleotides. Lineage: Eukaryota; Metazoa; Arthropoda; Arachnida; Sarcoptiformes; Oppiidae. The record is from the annotation of a GenBank genome assembly.